GCUCGAAGUCCAUCCCUGGCCCCGCGGGCUCUCGCGCCCCGAUCCAUAGCGAACCCCUCCCACGAGCCGGCCUCGCCGCCCGCGGUGGCGGGGCCCUGCGGCCAGCAGCGGCGGCUCCCGGCGCGCCCGCUGGGCGGCGCCUCGCUGGGCGGAUGGCCCCGCUGAAGGCGUCUCCGACGCUCUUCGGGGUCGUCUCGCUGGUCGCGGCCUUGGAGGUGUGCUGCCUGGUGCAUCUGCUCUGCUGCAUCUUCGUGCUCGCGCAGGUGUCGUCCGUGCACUCGGCCGAGAUCGGCGGCGUGUUAGUCGCGCCAGCCCUGCAGUGCAUGCUGGGGGCGUGGUUCCUCGCCGGCAUCCCCGUCAUCGUCUGCGCCGGGGUGGGCGUCAUCUACCACGUGGAGUCCCACAUGACCGCCUACAUGGCCUACCUCGUGGGCACCUCCCUCUGGGGAUUCGCGUGGCUCGCCCUGUUCGUUCACUUCGGCUCGGCGUGCAAGACCACGUACGUGGCCAUGGAGAACGCCCCCUCCUUCGCCUGCGGGGUGUCGAAUGGCAUUACCAUAUUCGCCGUGGUCGUCGCCCUCGCCGCCGUGAUCUUCACCGCGUACCUGGCCUCUUGCAUGAAGGAACACAUCCGCAGCCGCAACCAGACCGAGCUCAUCCGCUACCAGGAGCCCUGGCAGGCCAUUCAGACGCUCGCGGACGACGUGGGCGCGGGCCAGGCGGCCAUGACGAGGGACGCCCGGUCCCAGGCCUACGGGUCUGCGGGCACCGCCUACGCGCCCGCCGCGCCUGGGCCGCGCCGCGGCUGCCCGGUGGUGACGCGGGGCGACGUGUACACCCAGGUCGGCCGGUGACCGUGCGCCCGCCCGCGCGGGGGGCCGGAGGCGCGGGCCAGGCCGCGGCAGAUCCCCGCGCGCGGCGGAAUGCAGAACGUGCAGGACGAAUUGUGCCAUCGUCAUUGGUGGCGGCGACAAGACCGAGGCCGCGAGCGGCCCCAGAGGAUCCGAAGCC
This is a messenger RNA of Prorocentrum cordatum, 1011 nucleotides long. The record is from the annotation of a GenBank genome assembly. NCBI's taxonomy places the organism in Eukaryota, Dinophyceae, Prorocentrales, Prorocentraceae.